GCUGGGCAGGUAACGGCCCAAGCCAGCGGACACCCGGGACGGCGCUGCCGGGAGCAGCGGCAGGAGCGGGGCCCGUUCCUGCGGCACGAGGCGGGGCCGGUACAGGGAGCGCUGCGAGGGGCUGCGGACACCGGGGAACGGGGCUGCGGACACCGGGGAACGGGGCUGCGGACACCGGGGAACGGCGCCGCUGCCGCUGAGGCUCCUGCGUUCUGGCAGCGCAGCGCGGAGCCCAGGAUGAAAACCUGGAGCUCCUUGGCUCUUUGGCUGCAUUUCCUGCUUGUUGUGAUGUUAAUUGCGCAACUCCCACCCCAAAUGAAUGCAGGCUUUCUACAUUUAGCACCAGAGGUCUUUUUAAGGCAAAGGGGAGGGAUUUUCGUGAAAGACCGUGACAAAGCUGAAGGUAGGUUCAUUUUACCUCAACAUCCACAAACUUUGUACUGUUGUCAUGCGAAUAACUCCACAGUUACCCCUGGCCUACAAAAUGCUGCCUGCGAGCUGCUGGAGUGUUGUACCCGCUGCUUCUCACCACAGCGAUCCUCUGUGGCCCGAGUUGUCUCCAUUUGCCUCCUGUCCAAAGCCAAGCUGGAUCUCAAGUGACUCGCAGGAGCAAUUUAGCUUAAAAUACUUGCUGCUGGAUCCCUGGCCCUAGCUGCUCUGACAGUGCUGCUGCUGUGGACACAACCAUGCACGUCUGCAGUGUCAGACCAGUGAUGACUCCAGGUUAAAAAUAAUCCCUGUCAGGUGCAAGUUUUCGGCUGUUCUUUUUAAAAUCUGAGCUUAGUUCCCUCAUCCAGCUCAGCUGUGUAGACAAGCUGUUUCAGAGCAAGGAAGAAGGGCAGGGGGUGGGAGGCAGUAGUCAGACCUGGGCUGCAUCACCUCCAGGGCUGUUUUAUCCAGCCUGAGUCCCCAGCCACAGCACAAGUAAUGGUCUGGAGGGAAAGAGGAGCAGAGCAGUGUCCUGAGCAGUGUCCUUCUUCUGGACAGACCCAGCCCAUCCCACAGGCCAAGGUCAUAAAUGGAAGCUGACACUUUUAGAGCAUCUGGCACUGCAUGUGGCCAUUCCCUGGUGGGUGGCACAUCUUUACAUUAACACACAAAUAAGAAAUUAUUCUGUGAAGCAAUUAUUAUUGUUACCAAGCAUGAAGGGAGCUUAUAAUUCCCAGUUAGGAAGUUACAGACUUUAUUGGCGCAGUUGGUGACUACCCUGAACAAUUUAGAAUGGCUUUGAGGCUCUGGGCUGGGCAGGCCCUUGGCCGUGCUGACUCCCUGCACCAGAGCAGGGCUCCUGGGAUGGUCCUGGAUCCAUACUGGGACCAGGACAGCAGAGCUGGUCUGCAGGUGAGGAGUCAGCAACCCUGCUGUGAGCUCGUUUGCUGCAGAUGGCGUUUGGAUGCACCACCUUCAGCCUGGUGGCACACCAGGGGGGGUUCAGCGCAGCCUAUGGUACCUUCUGCAUGUUUGUCUGGACCUUCUGUUUUGCCAUCACUGUCUUCAUCCUCACCUGCGAGUUCACGCACCUGCACAGCUGCCUGAGCAUCUCCUGGGGGAACUUCACCGCUGCUUUUGCCAUGCUGGCCACGCUCAUGUCCGUCACGGCUGCCGUCAUCUACCCGCUGUACUUCGUCCAGCUGGACUGCUACCCCAUCGGCUGCGAGGUGAGGGAUUUCCGCAUCGCAGCCAGCGUCUUCGCAGGCCUCCUCUUCUUGGCCUACGCUGCCGAGGUGUUCUUAACCAGGGCAAAACCGGGACAAGUCACCAGCUACAUGGCCACUGUCUCUGGGCUCCUGAAAAUUGUCCAGGCCUUCGUGGCCUGCAUCAUCUUUGGGGCGCUGGUGAAUGACAGCCAGUACAGCAAGUAUGUGGCGAUGCAGUGGUGCGUGGCCGUCUACAGCUUCUGCUUCGUGGUGACGGUGGUGGUGGUGGCCUUCAGCGUCACUGGCAAGACUGCCCUGCUGUGGUUCCCCUUCGAGCGCUCCGUGGUUGUCUACACCCUGGGGGCCGUGCUGCUGUACGUCAGCGCAGCCGUCAUCUGGCCAGUGUUCUGCUUCGACAGCAAGUACGGCUCCCCCCGGCGCCCCAGCGCCUGCGCCAAGGGCCGCUGCCCCUGGGACAGCCAGCUGGUCAUCGCGAUCUUCACCUAUGUCAACCUGCUGCUCUACGUGCUGGACCUGGCGUAUUCCCAGCGCAUCCGCUUUGUCUCGCACCUCUGAGGCCCCGGCCACUGCGGGGCUGUCCCGGCGCCACCAGCACCUGCAGCCGGGGAUGCAGCAGGAGAUGGGGUGUGGGGAAGGGAGGCGAGGACUGGACACCACACAGGAGCCAUCAACUGAACUUCCAGGUCAAGACUGUCUGGAGCAGCAAGGCAGUGACCUGCAGGGGCUGCGGUGGGCACGGGGAGAGCCCACCCGCCUGGUGCCCCAGCUCGGAACACGCACAGGAGUCUUCCCUCUGCAGCAGCAC
Apus apus (common swift) is the source of this 2463-nucleotide messenger RNA. It is a transcript of the gene MYADML2, whose product is annotated as myeloid associated differentiation marker like 2. Gene Ontology annotation, cellular component: membrane. The transcript has 2 exons. NCBI's taxonomy places the organism in Eukaryota, Metazoa, Chordata, Aves, Apodiformes, Apodidae. The coding region runs from base 1383 to 2213 and encodes 276 amino acids. The record is from RefSeq and is a predicted model, not a curated record.